UUGUCCGCCUCUGGGAGUGAGCCUGUGACGUGGAGGACUCGUUUGGAGUCAGGCUCCACCCGCCAUGUCGGAGAGUGCGGAGAGUUCCGCGGGGGCUCACAGCUCCUCUGAGUCCUCCGCUCAGGGCUUCGCUGUUGCUGAGCCGCGGAUCAUCAAAAUCACGGUGAAGACUCCCAAGGAGAAGGAAGAGUUCGCUGUGCCUGAGACUAGCAGCAUCCAGCAGUUCAAGGAAGAAAUCUCUAAGCGUUUCAAGUCCCACGCUGAUCAGCUUGUUUUGAUAUUUGCUGGAAAAAUUUUAAAAGAUCAAGAUACUUUGAUUCAGCAUGGGAUUCACGAUGGACUUACUGUUCACCUGGUCAUCAAAACACAAAACAGAUUACAAGAUCAUCCAGGUCAACAAACACACACCACUGGCAGUAUUGCUACCACAUCAAUAUCAAGCAAUAAUACCUCAACACCAACUUCAACAAACAGUAACUCUUUUGGCUUGGGUGACCUUGGUAGUUUGGCAGGCCUGGGUAGCCUGGGCUUAAAUGCAUCAAACUUUUCAGAGUUACAAAGUCAGAUGCAACGACAACUUAUGUCCAACCCAGAAGUGAUGGUUCAGAUAAUGGAAAAUCCAUUUGUUCAGAGCAUGCUUUCAAACCCUGACCUGAUGAGGCAGUUAAUUAUGGCUAACCCUCAAAUGCAGCAACUGAUACAGAGAAAUCCAGAAAUCAGUCACAUGCUGAAUAAUCCAGAUAUAAUGAGACAGACACUGGAACUUGCUAGAAACCCUGCAAUGAUGCAGGAAAUGAUGCGAAACCAAGACCGAGCCUUGAGCAACCUUGAAAGUAUACCAGGUGGCUACAAUGCUUUGCGACGUAUGUACACAGAUAUUCAGGAGCCAAUGUUGAAUGCAGCACAGGAACAGUUUGGAGGUAACCCAUUUGCCUCCUUAGUAAGCAAUGCAUCAUCAGGAGGGGACAGUCAUCCAUCUCGUACAGAAAAUAGAGAUCCUCUACCAAAUCCCUGGGCUCCUCAGUCCAGCUCUCAGAGUUCCACAAGUACCAGCACCAGUGAUGAGAGCAGUGGCAGUAGUGAUGUUGGAAAUAGCACCUCUGCUAGUAUGGGACAGAGCUCAACUAUACCAAAUUUGGGAUCUGGACUAGGAGUUGGUAUGUUCAACACACCAGGAAUGCAGAGCUUGUUACAGCAGAUAACGGAAAAUCCACAACUUAUGCAAAAUAUGUUGUCUGCACCAUAUAUGAGAAGCAUGAUGCAGUCAUUGAGCCAGAAUCCUGAUCUUGCAGUACAGAUGAUGUUGAAUAAUCCUUUAUUUGCUGGAAAUCCUCAACUUCAAGAGCAAAUGAGACAACAGCUUCCUACUUUCCUUCAACAAAUGCAGAAUCCUGACACGUUAUCAGCUAUGUCAAACCCUAGAGCAAUGCAGGCUUUGCUACAGAUUCAGCAGGGCUUGCAGACACUAGCAACAGAAGCACCAGGACUUAUACCAGGAUUCAGUCCUGGUUUAGGUGGAUUGGGAAGCACUGGAGCUCCUAUAGGGUCCGUUGUACCUAGUUCUGUUCCCAGUGAAAAUACAAGUCUAACAUCAGGGGCUGCUGAACCUGAUCACCAGCAGUUUGUCCAACAAAUGUUGCAGGUGCUUGCUGGUGCAAAUGCUCAGCUUGGUCUCCAGUGCAUAUAACAAAAGUUCAUAAAGUCUUAGCACCCAGGUGAAGUUGGCAAAGACAAAUACAGAAGUUACAACUUUUCAAAAUCUGUUAGUGAGCCAGCAGUAGUGUCAGGAACAGAACUUCAUCAUUCAAGCUCCUGCCUUUUAUACUUGCAGAAAAAGAAAUAUAUUGCUUUUUACAAAGCAGUAAAAUAUUUAAUCACUGUGCCCCUCUCUGUGUUUGACAGAAUGAAAAUUAAAACUUAAGAAUUUCAAUUCCUGUGUGAACCUUGAUGGGAUUUUCAAAAGCAGGCUUGGCUCAGAUACAAAUGGCAAUUUUAACUUCAUAGGGAGAAGUGUUUAAACAAUGGUGAUAGUUUUUGAAAACUUCAUCUUGCGUGUCCUUUACAGUCAUGAUAGAAAUAUUAAGAGUAAUAAACCAGCUCCUAAUAUUGUAAUUUAUUUAAAUGUUGUGAAAAAUAAGUUGUUUUGAUUAACUUGAAAAAUGUCUUAAUGAAUGCUUAUUUUCUUUAGACUGACUGGGGGGGGAAGUAUGGAGUUUUGGGUUUUUUGACGGAGUUUUGGGUUUUUUGACAGAGUUUUGAAAUCAAAUUUAUAAUGCAGGUAAAGAUGUGAUUUGAAAGUGAAAUCAAGAUAGAUUUUAGCAGGAGACGGGCUAUCUUGGAGUUUCUAUAUUAGCCACCAUUCUUUCACUCCAAUUAAAUUCUAAUAUAGCAUAAGGAAGUGCCAUGAGCACUUCCUUAAUUCCUGAGAACAGAAGUAACUAAAUAUCUUUAGAAACUCUGAUCCAUCAUCUAUAGAAUUUUUAUAUUGAACUGUCUAGAGAAUGUCUGCUGUACAGUAGAGUUCUGUUAUUAAAAGUAUACUUUCAACACCUGUUGAGAUUUAACUGUAAUGUUAAAUGUCGUGUUUGUUAUGUCUGCUCUAACCCUGUGCAGUGGCAGUACUGCACUGUGCUCAUUCAAGUUAUACAAGGGAUUGAAUGUAGUUAAACUAAUGGCCUGUGUGUAUAUUUAUUUAUUUUUACUGGCAAGGUUUCCUAAAAUAAAGAAAUAAAAGCAUUAAAACUGUGGAUGUGGUGUGUUACACCAAAAAGCAAAUCUGGAAUUAGUUGUCAUCAUAAAUAAGUGACUGAAAUGUCUGUAGUCAAAUUAAAAUUAGGUAUAAACCUAUUCAAGAAUCAUAACACAUUUCUCAUGUUUUGACUCACAAGGAAAUGAGAACAUGUCAUAAUUAGUGUUAUCAUCUAUGUGAGCCAGUCAGCCUCAGCUACUUAUCAGUAAUUAAACCUUGUAAUUAGGCACUGUUAAUGUAUACUUGAUUUUUGCAAAAUUUAUGGAGAUGGGCAGUGACCUUGGGCAGCAGACAUGUUACAAGAAGCAAUGGAUCGUGUUCCAACAUAAUCUAAAUUUCUCAGUAAAUUAACCCCCACUCCACCAAGGUAUGAUCACCUGAUGUGCACAUGCAAUGGCCAUGGUGUGAAGCCAGACUAAGGAGAGCUUUGGGGGAGCAAGAGAUGCAGAGCAAGCUGGGUCUAUUGGGUUUAUAGGGCAAGGUUUUGGUAGUAGCUGCAGGGGUGGCUUCUGAGAGAAGAGAACAUGUUGGAUAGAGCCAGUUUCAGCUGAUUCCAAGAUGGACCUGCUAGUGGCCAAAGCUGAGCCCAUCAGUGAAGUUGGUGGUGCCUCUGUGAUAACAUUUAAGAAAGGGUUAAAAAAGGAGGAAAAAACCCCAAACCUGUGCAGCAGCUAUAAGAGGGAGAAAUGAGAGAAACCACUGCAGGACACCAAGGUCAGUGAAGAAGGGAGAGGAGGUGUUCCAGGUGCCAGAGCAGAGAUUCCCCUGCUGCCAAUGGUGAAGCAGGUUGUUGCCCUGCAACCCAUGGAGGACUAUGUUGAAGCAGAUAUCUACACUCCAGCCUGUGGCCAGAGCAGGUGGAUGUGCCCUGAAGGAAGCUGUGACCCCAUGGAGAGCCCAUGCUGGAGCAGGUUUUUCUGUCAGGAUCUGUGAUGGUGUGGGGGACCUACGCUGGAGCAGUCUGUUCCUGAAGGACUGCACCCUGUGGAAAAAAACCCAUGCUGGAGCAGUUGAGCAGUUUGUGAAGAACUGCAGCCUGUGGGAAGAAUCCAUGUUGGAGCAGUUUGUGAAGGACUGUUUCCCAUGGAAAGGACCCCACACCUGGAGCAGGAGAAAAAGUAUGAGGAAAGGAGAGGCAGAGAUGAAGAGAUGAAGUGUUAUGAACUGACAGCAACCCUCACUCCCCAUCCACAUGCACUGCCUGGGUAGGGGGAGUUAGAGUUGAGAAUAAAUGAGCCUGUGAAGAAGGGGGGGGAAGAUGUUUUUAGUUUUGUUUUUGUUUCUUACUGUCCUACUCUAUUUUUAAUUGGCAAUAAUUUGAAUUAAUUUUCCCUAAGUCUGUUUUGACUGUGACAGCAAUUGGUGAGUGAUCUCUCUGUCUUUAUCUGGAGACAUGAGCUUUUUUUCCAUUAUUUUUCUCCUCCUGUCCUGUUGAGAAGGGGAGUGAUAGAGCAGCUUGAUGGGCACCUAGCAGCUAGCCAAGAUGAACCCACCACACUGGGCUAGACAUGAAGUUUUGGUAGAAUAACUUUUAAUAUUAUUUGUGUAAGCAGGGUAGACCUAUAUGCUAUGGGAGAUAAGUGGUUGAUGGUAUGUAGGAUAGGUGGUUUGCUUCCCCUUCUAUCUACUCCCCAAAAAUGGAUCCCAGGAUCCAAGAAGUGACACAGCAUGCUUGUAGCAGGCUAAAAGGAAAGGGCAUCUGGUUGUAAUGCUCUUUCUAUUUGCAGUAAAGGUACAAACAAGUGAAAUGAAGCAUCACAGAAAUGUAGUUCUGACCAGAGAAACUUCAUGGAUGAAUCUUAGCUUUAGCUAGCUGUGUCAAGUGCCAUUUUCCAUGGCUUUCAGUAGGUAUCUUGUCAAGCAGUCUUUCCCCUUCUCAAUCUGACUUUCAAAUCCUAGACACUUCUGAAUAGGAAUUAAAUUCCCCCAAAGGCUGAACCCCAAUAGUUCAGCAUAUUCCUGCCACAUGAAACUCACAAAAUUUAUUCUUCUGUCUCCUGGCCUGUUGAAACAUCAAGAGGAAAGCUAAUAUUGGAGAUAAUCUAAAAAGAUGUGGACAAGUAUGGAUAACACAAAUUCAGCAUUAUGAAGAUGCUAGAGCUAUUUGGAACUUGCUUCUGAUUCCUCUUUACAGAGAAGGCUUGUUACGUGUUUAGUAUAACAUACUAAAUUAAAGCGGAGUGAAAAAUAAAAUAUUUGAGUUUAUAGCUGCAUAUUUUGCUAUUACUUUCAAGUUUCAAAAAACUUCUUUUGAAUUAUCUUUGGUUUUGUCUGAACAGUUGUCCUGGUUUUGGCUGGGAUAGAGUUAAUUUUCUUCCUAGUAGCUGGUACAGUGCUGUGUUUGGAUUUAAUAUGAGAAUAAUAUUGAUAACACACUGAUGUUUUAGUUGUUGCUAAGUAGUGCUUACUCUAAAUCAAGGACUUUUCAGUUUCCCAUGCUCUGCCAGAGAGCAGGUGCACAAGAAGCUGGGAGGGAGCAGAGCCAGGACAGCUGACCUGAACUAGGCAAGGGAUAUUCCAUAUACCAUAGAAUGCCAUGCUCAGUAUAUAAACUGGGAGGAGUUGGCUGGGGCCUGCUGAUCGCUGCUUGGGGACUGGCUGGGCAUUGGUCAGCAGGUGGUGAGCAACUGUUUUGUGCAUCACUUGUGGGUUUUGGGUCUUUUUUUCCUCUGGGGUUUAAUUCCUCUAUCAUUCUCUUUCCUUUUCAUUACAAUUGUUGUCCUUCCUGUUGUUGUUAUAAUUAUUUACUUUAUUUCAAUUAUUAAAUUGUUCUUAUCUCAACCCACAAUUUUUUCCUAUUCUCCUCAUCGCACUGGGGGAGGGGGAGUGAGCAAGUAGCUGCAUGGUACUUCAUUGCCAGCUGGGGUUAAACUACAACAACAGUUGAAGUAGGACUAUGUGAGCUUAGGAAAUGUGUAAUAAAUAAAAUUCAAGUUUGAAUAA
Messenger RNA from Falco peregrinus (peregrine falcon), 5692 nucleotides. Its product is annotated as ubiquilin-1-like. Gene Ontology annotation, cellular component: cytosol. The record is from RefSeq and is a predicted model, not a curated record. The transcript is spliced from 11 exons. Gene Ontology annotation, biological process: ubiquitin-dependent protein catabolic process. The coding region runs from base 65 to 1687 and encodes 540 amino acids. Gene Ontology annotation, molecular function: polyubiquitin modification-dependent protein binding. NCBI's taxonomy places the organism in Eukaryota, Metazoa, Chordata, Aves, Falconiformes, Falconidae.